Chenopodium quinoa (quinoa) is the source of this 1665-nucleotide messenger RNA. RefSeq names its product factor of DNA methylation 5-like. The record is from RefSeq and is a predicted model, not a curated record. Lineage: Eukaryota; Viridiplantae; Streptophyta; Magnoliopsida; Caryophyllales; Amaranthaceae. Bases 250 to 1494 code for a protein of 414 amino acids. Gene Ontology annotation, biological process: gene silencing by siRNA-directed DNA methylation. The transcript has 7 exons.
CAUUUAAAGCGUAAUAGCGUAGGCGACUUACUGGCUUACUGCACGGUGCACACAUCAUUUGUGAAUUGUGAUUCUUUAGCGUGCUAUUUGAAGAAAUUUUGAACUACACAAUUUCAGCCUUUACUUAAUUUUUUUUUCUCUCUCUUUUUUCCCUAAAAAAAUCACUCAAAUUUCUUUAGAAAUAAUUGUUGAUAAAAAUGUCGUCUUUUUAGUAAUAAUUUCUGGGUUUGGUAUCAAAAUUUGGUGGAAAUGGAAGAAUCAUCUGCUGAAAAAAUGAGCUCAGAAACAACAAUAAUCUCCCCUGUUCAUCAAACCCACCCUCUUUCCUCUACUAUCCACUCAGAGACCAUAGUUACGUCUACACGCCUAUCGAUAGAGAGCCAGGACACAACAUGCUCCCUGGAUCAAUUAAUUGCAAGCUUGUGUAAGGAGAUAGAAGACAAAGAUGCAAGAAUAAUGGAAGUAGAGCAGAAGUAUAACCAAACUUGUGAAUCUCUUUCCAAGUUUGUUGCCAGCCUCGUUCAAGAGAUUGAGGACCAAAUCAAGAGGAUGAAUGAAUUGAAGCAGGAGAACAAGAAGAAAGAUGCAGCUUGUAAAUCAACUUCAAGAGCACUUGUUAGCUUCAUGAAUGAGGUUGAUAGCAAAGACCAGCAAAUUAAUGACCUGAAGCACACUUGUAGUGAGAUGUAUAGUGAUAUAAGAAAGCUGGUGGAGGAAAGAGAUUUGCUGCACAGAUUAAACAUCCAAGGCGAAAAUCAGCUGCAGAGCAUAAGUCGAAUAAACAAAAGGCUGAAAUCAGAAUUGAAAACUAUCACGAAAGAGGUUACUGGAGAGUUGGUGCAAGGCGUGGGUGGACCUCAAAGUAAUGAAGGGCAAAGUCAUUCAAUGCAAGUGACAGGUAGUUCAAACACUGAUAUUAAUGCUCUAAAGAAAGAAUUGGAGGAUAAAACAGAUGAAGUGCUUUACUUGCAAAACCUCAACCAAAUUCUUAUACUCAAGGAGCGCGAAAGCAACAAUGAGCUCCUGGAGGCUCAGCAAGAAUUGUUAAGUGGUCUGCAUUCAGUACUGAGUAAUCGAACAAUGCUUGGGAUUAAAAGAAUGGGAGAACUAGACACAAAACCAUUCCUUGAAGCAUGUGCUGAUAAGUUUCCAAAAGAAGAUCAAGGGAUUAAGUGUGCUGAAGUAUGCUCAAUUUGGGAAGAUCGUCUGAAAGAUGCAAAAUGGCACCCUUUCAAGCACAAUAUCAUAAAUGGGAAUCCGCAGGCAAUCAUUGAUGAGAGUGAUGAGAAGCUGGAAGAGUUGAGAAAAGAAUGGGGUGAGAAAGCAUACAAAGCAGUGGUCACUGCUUUGAUGGAACUGAACGAGUACAACCCCAGUGGGAGGUAUCCAGUUCCGAAAGUUUGGAACAUCAGAGAGGAAAGGGAAGUGAGUCUGAAGGAGGUAAUAGGGUACAUAAUCCAGCAGCUCAAAACACACAAACGCAAACGGCGGUAGUAGACUAAAGCUAAGCAACCAAGGGAUCAGAGUUCAGCAAUUGGUGCGAUUGUUUGAGACUAGAAGAUGAAGCAUGCAUGAAAUUAGAAAAAUGUAUUGUAAAUGAUAAAUUGAUAUUCUGAAGUGUAUAAAACUGAAUUAAAUUUGAGGAGUAUGAACAAGAUUAUCUCA